UCGAGAGUGUGGCUAGCUAGUUAUUUGGGGGGAGGCGCUGUAGCCAUUUCGUCACAUUAAAGACUGAAAGAGAAGCUACAUCGAGUCCCGGGGAAAAGAAAUUACCCCUCAGAUCUGCAUACAGAUUACCCCUGUGCUCCGCCGCAAAGGAGCACUAGCGAAAACUUCGAACCCCAUGCACAGCACGAGGAGGAGCGAGACCAGGACCGUGUAACGGGAUUCUAGGCAUUUUUAGGAUUCCGUUUUUUUUUCUAUGCGUGUAUGUGGAGGUUGAGCGAACAGUUCUAUGAGAAUCCUGCUUGCUUUGCGGCGAGAAGAGAAGUUUGGUUGUUUGUCUAGUUGGAGGAGGGAGAAGCGAAAAAGUGGGUGAAAGAUGGUUUGGAACGCCGCGCUGAGAAGUGGCUUGAUGUGCGUCCUCGCGCUCUUGCUAGGUUUUACGUCUCCCCCGUGCAAAGCUCGGAUUUACACCAACCAUUGGGCUGUUCGGAUAAACGGGGGACCAGACUUCGCCGAUCGCAUAGCGGACAAAUAUGGCUAUAGAAACAUGGGACAGAUUGGGGACCUGAAGGAUCACUACCACUUCUUCCACAGUCGGACCAUCAAGAGGUCCACCCUGUCCAGCCUGGGGCGCCAUAACUUCAUCUCCAUGGAGCCCAAGGUGGAAUGGAUUCAACAGCAGGUGGUCAAGAAAAGGAUCAAGAGGGAUUACAAACCAAACCCACCCGUGUCCAGCUCUGCCCUGACCAGCCCUGCCCAGAACAUCUAUUUCAACGAUGCCAAAUGGAGCAGUAUGUGGUACAUCCACUGUAACGACGACAUCCAUAACUGCCAGUCUGGCAUGAACAUCAUGGGCGCGUGGAAGAGGGGCUACACAGGGAAGGAUGUGGUGGUCACCAUCCUGGACGACGGCAUCGAGAGGAACCACCCAGACCUCAUACAGAACUACGACAACCAGGCCAGCUUCGACGUCAACGGCAACGACAUGGACCCCAUGCCGCGCUACGAUGCCAGCAACGAGAACAAACACGGGACGCGGUGUGCAGGUGAAGUGGCAGCAUCUGCUAACAACUCCCACUGCAUUGUGGGAAUUGCCUACAACGCUCGGAUUGGAGGCGUGCGGAUGCUGGAUGGGGACGUGACAGACAUGGUGGAGGCCAAGUCCCUCAGCCUGCAGCCGCAGCACAUAGACAUCUACUCUGCCUCCUGGGGCCCCGACGAUGACGGCAAGACCGUGGACGGGCCCGCCUCCCUCGCCCGGCAGGCCUUCGAGAACGGCAUCCGCAUGGGGAGGAAGGGCCGAGGUUCCAUCUUCGUGUGGGCAUCCGGUAACGGCGGGCGCAGCCGCGACCACUGCUCGUGCGACGGCUACACCAACAGCAUCUACACCAUCUCCAUCUCCAGCACGGCAGAGAGCGGCAGGAAGCCCUGGUACCUGGAGGAAUGCUCCUCCACCCUCACCACCACCUACAGCAGCGGAGAGAACUACGACCGCAAGAUAAUCACCACAGAUCUGAGGCAGCGUUGUACAGACAGCCACACCGGGACCUCGGCUUCGGCCCCCAUGGCCGCGGCCAUCAUCGCCCUGGCCCUGGAGGCAAACUCUCUGCUGACCUGGAGGGACGUCCAGCACAUCAUUGUUAAGACGUCUCGCGCCGGUCACCUCAACGCCCCCGACUGGAAAACCAACGCUGCGGGUUACAACGUGAGCCACCUGUACGGGUUCGGUCUGAUGGACGCAGAGGCCAUGGUGAAGGAGGCGGAGCGAUGGAAGCAAGUCCCCUCGCAGCACAUCUGUGUAGAGAGCGCCGACCGACAGAUCAGGACGAUCCGCCCCGAGCAUGUGGUGCGGACAGUGUACAAGGCGACGGGGUGCAUCGAUAACUCCAACCACCAUGUGAUCUACCUGGAGCACGUGGUCGUACGCAUCACCAUCACACACCCUCGCCGUGGCGACCUGUCCAUCAACCUCACCUCCCCCUCGGGCACCAAGUCUCAGCUGCUGGCCAACAGGUUGUUUGACCACUCCAUGGAGGGCUUUAAGAACUGGGAGUUCAUGACCACACACUGCUGGGGGGAGAAGGCUGCUGGAGACUGGAUCCUGGAGAUCCACGACUCACCCUCGCAGCUCCGCAGCCAGAAGGUUCCAGGCAAGCUAAAGGAAUGGUCGCUUGUUCUGUAUGGGACCUCUGUGCACCCCUACUCCUCGCUGCACGUUGAGAACCUGCGCUCUGCCGAGGCCCCCGUCGACGAGGAGUUCACAGAGGAGUACAACGGCCCCUGUGACAGGGAGUGCAGUGAAGUGAACGGCUGUGAAGGACCCGGCCCUCACCAGUGCAGCAACUGUCUUCACUACUUCCUCAAGUUCAAGAACAACACCAGGACCUGUGUGUCGGACUGCCCUACCGGGUUUUUCCGUGACGACAGGAAACGCUGUAAGAAGUGUUCCGCUCAGUGUGACACUUGCGUUGGUAGUCGUAGCGACCAGUGCACCACCUGUCGGACGGGCUACUAUCUUAGCGAGGGCUCCAACACCUGUGUGGCCAGCUGCGAGGACAGCUUCUACUUUGACCAUGACGCCAGCAUGUGCAGGAGGUGUCAUGAGAACUGUAAGAAGUGCAGCUCAUCCAGCGUGUGCUCAGAGUGCAAGCAGGGGAUGAGCCUCCAGAACAACAAAUGUCAGAUGACCUGUGACCCCGGAACCUACUACAACGGGCACAGAAGGGCGUGUGAAGCGUGCCACCGGGCAUGUGCCACCUGCGCAGGCACGGGGAUCGAGGCGUGCAAUAAGUGCGCGGAGGGCUACUUCCUGGAGGAGUGGCGCUGUGUGCCCAGUUGCAGCGUGGGAUACUAUCUCUCCGAGCAGACCUCAGACAAAGGAGACAUCCAGAAGUCCUGCAAGAAGUGUGACCACAGCUGCCAGUCGUGUUCAGGUUCUGGGGAGAGGAACUGUAGCACCUGUGUGAGUGGAUACAACCUGGAGGCAGGAGUCUGUGUGGUCAGCACCAUCUGCAAGGAUGGUGAGUACUUAAACUCACACGGGAAGUGCCACAUGUGUGACGCCACCUGCAAGCUGUGCACCGGCCCCGAGGUGGAGGAGUGCAUCAGCUGUCCCAGCAGCAGGUACUUUGACGAGGGCAAGUGUGUGAUCCGCUGCCAGAAGGGGCGCUACGCCAUGGGCCGCCAGUGCCACCUGUGCCACCACACCUGCAAUGAAUGCAACGACAGCGGGCCGGACAACUGCACCAGCUGUGACAAGGACAAGUAUAAGGUGCCCAGGUACCUGUUUGGGGGGGAGUGUCGGGAUUCAUGCCCCGACGCCUUCUACCCCUCCUGGAGGAACCGCUGUGAGGUGUGCCCCGCCCACUGCUCUGUCUGCUCCGCCCCCGACCACUGCCUGCACUGUAGCCCCGCCCACUACCUUAAAGACGGGAAGUGUGUCCCUCUGGAAUGUGGCGAAGGUGAGGUGGAAAAUCCAGAGUAUGAGGACUGUAUGCCAUGUGAGGAAGGCUGUAAGAAGUGCCUGCAGAAGAACCCCAGAGAGUGCCUCACCUGUGCUGAGGACUACUACCAGCUGGGUACAGACUGCUACAGGAGCUGUCCAGACAGCACCUACAGUGCUGAGGUCUCCAUGACGUGUGUCCGCUGUGAGGACAGACACUGUGUCAACUGUGACCCCCAGCAGUGCUACUGGUGUGAGGAGGGACACUACAUCUCAGACGGCGAGUGUGUGGAGCACUGCACGGAGGGCUUCUACGUGGACGAGGAGAGUCAGGAGUGUGAGCCGUGUCACCGGGAGUGCCGCUCCUGCGGAGGCCCAAACUACGACGACUGUGACUCCUGUGAGGACGACUUCACCCUGACGGCCGGGCAGUGUGUGGACGUCCUGAACACUGCCUGCCCCCAGAAACACUACCGCAACGGUAAGGGGGACUGCCAGCAGUGUCACUCCUCCUGUCUCAGCUGCUCCGCCCCGGGGAAGGAGGACUGUAACAGCUGCGACCCAGGUCACUUCCUGACCAGCCGUCAGUCCUGUGUGUCUCAGUGUCCACAGGGAGCGUUUGGUAACCUGACGUCAGGCCACUGUGACGACUGCGUGCCCGGCUGUGUCCUGUGCCAGGACGGCCUGGUCUGCCAGAGGUGCAGCACAGGACAUACACACCUGUACCUGCAGGAUGGACAGUGUGUGGCCGAGUGUCACAGGGGCUUCCCCUGGGGGGGUGAGUGCCAGCCCUGUGCCCCAAACUGUGCCUCCUGCCUGGGCAACACCACCCACUGUCUGAGCUGUGAGCUCCAGUACCUGCUGCUGGAGCACUCCUGCAGGGGCCACUGUCCCAGGGGGCACUACCCCCAGCAGGGCCGCUGUCUGCGCUGCCCCCCUGACUGCACCCGCUGCAGCUCUGAGGGCCUCUGCCAAGAGUGUGACAGGUACUACUUCCUCCAUGAGGACAGGUGUGUGGACGACUGUCCUGCCGGCUUCUUCCCCAGCCCGGAGCUGAAGGAGUGUGUGCGUUGCCAUGCCGACUGCGCGUCGUGUGACGGGCCCGACUCGGACGACUGCGACGUCUGUAAGAACCCGGCGGCCGUCCGCUACAACGGGGAGUGUCUGCCUCGCUGCCCCUCCAACACCUACCACGACACACACACCUCAGAGUGCAGGGACUGUGAUAGGUCGUGUCAGACGUGCUCCGGCCCCGAGCCCUCCUCCUGCUCCUCGUGUGGAGCCAGGAUGCGUCUGGACGCCAGUGGACACUGUGUGUUCUACGACAGCUGCCCCCUGCGCUCCUACAAAGACUCGGACGGAGAGUGUCAGACCUGCCCCCUGACGUGUCACCGCUGCACCGGGCCGUCUAAGAAAGACUGUCUGAGCUGCAACGCCCCUCUCCUGCUGCUCAACAACACCUGUGUGGACGGGUGUCCUGUGGGUUAUUAUGACGACAAGGAGGGGCGUUUGUGCGAGCGUUGUCACUUCAGCUGUGCGUCGUGUCAGGGUCACCAUAGCAUCCAGUGUGUCACCUGCAAACCCGGGCGCUUCAGGCUGGGUCUCAGCUGUGUGGAGUCCUGCGGAGAGAAUCACUACGGCAACGCCACCACCAUGACGUGCGAGCGCUGUGACCCGUCGUGUAAGCAGUGUCGCGGCGGCGGGGACAGCCAGUGUUUGAGUUGCCGUGACGACUACCUGCUCCUGCCGCAGAGCGGGCGUUGCCUGAAGACGUGUCCAGAGAACUUCUACCCCGACACCCGCGCCAAGAUCUGCCGGCGCUGUCACCCCACCUGCAAGACCUGCAGAGAUGAGGGCGCUCUGGCCUGCACCAGCUGUUACCACGGCUACAGACAGUUCGCAGGGAUCUGUGAGUCUGACUGUUUACUCGGCUUCUACACCCCCUCAGAGGUUUCCUCCCCUCAGGGUUCCAGUUCUCUGGGUUCUGAGGCGGAGUGUGUUCCGUGCGACCGCUCGUGUCUGGACUGCUACGGGCCGGGCCGCUGGAACUGCACCGUGUGCCCCGCCCUCCAGAUCCUGGCAGACGACGGGCGCUGUCUGUCCUGCUGCGGGGAGACGGCCCACAAUGCACCGCUGCAACACGAGUGCUGCGACUGCAAGACCUCCUAUGAGGAGUGCAUCCUGGGGGUCAACUUCGUGUUCCGAAGCCCUGAGGAGCUGGACUUGGAGCAGGGAGGCCGGCCGGCUCUCUUCGCUCUGAUCUCCAUCUUCAUCAUCGUUGCUGUGGGGACCGUGGUCUUCCUCCUCCUCCGGUCACGCUCCAAGAGAGGCCCCGCCUCCACCGGCAAGUACGAGAAGCUGGGCAUGGAUGCGGGCGGAGCCAAGGCUGUCUCCGACAGCGGCUACGGGGAGUACAGCGACCGCAUCCUGGAGGGAGAGGAAGAUGACGAGGAGGAGGAGGAAGAUGACAUCGUGUACAUGGGCAAGGACGGGACGGUCUACAGGAAGUUCAAAUACGGCCUGCUGGACGAGGAUGAGGAGCUGGAGAUGGAGUAUGAUGACGAGGAGGCCUUUACCUGACUGAGGGGGGGGGGGGGGGGGGAGGGGGGGGACACCUGGCCUGGCUCGAACACACCGGCGCUGAACACUUCUCUUACUCGAGUUGCACUGAUGUUGCUGUGUGGGUUAACUUCGUCAGUGUCUGUCACUUAAAUCAAGUGCACCCCAAGCAUCUGGAUGUAUUUGCAUACAUUGUAGAUUUUGACACAGGUGUGAAACCAAAUACAGACCUCAAAGUGGGUGGGGGGGACUUUUACGUGCUGUCGUCAAUGACGUAGAUUAUCUAUAAUGACCUCUUGAAUUGCUGUUGGUCUGAAUGUUUGCUUUCUUGUAAUUGAAUGUCCUUGUACAUACAAGAACAUUUUCCGUUUUAUCCUUUCAUACAUCUCUUAGAAGUAAAAGAAGAAUGUUGUGUUGAGCUUGCACUAAGGUUGUGUUUUCAUUUUUUCUUG
Molecule: messenger RNA, 6450 nt
Organism: Osmerus eperlanus (European smelt)
Lineage: Eukaryota; Metazoa; Chordata; Actinopteri; Osmeriformes; Osmeridae
Gene: pcsk5b
Product: proprotein convertase subtilisin/kexin type 5b
Exons: 37
Coding region: 374-6019 (1881 amino acids)
Biological process (GO): peptide hormone processing
Cellular component (GO): trans-Golgi network; Golgi membrane; neuron projection
Molecular function (GO): serine-type endopeptidase activity
Source: RefSeq, a predicted model, not a curated record